GACGGGAAAGAGCGGGCUGGCCGAUCGUGCUCUCGCGAACGUUGGGGAGGGAGCUCGAGCAACAUUACUGAGGCGUCCGUCAGUUUGUGAAGUGUUCCCGAGGAGGCGUCACUGCAUUGAUUUUGCAGGAAGGAAGAUUUGCUCCUGGCCCAGUAAAACGCACUCCAGUGAGCUGAAUGUGUUCGUCUGGGCUUGAUCCUUCCAACUUGCUGCCUGAAAUUUGUAGCUCCCAAAGAAUUCAGGUCCUGUUGUGGGAGAGAACAUGUCAAACGACACUUACGUCAAGGAUAUCAAAGCUGGUUUGAAAAACCUGAACCUCCUGUUCAUUGUCCUGGAAAUAGGACGAGUGACCAAAACAAAAGACGGGCAUGAAGUCAGGACGUGUAAGGUGGCAGAUAAAACCGGCAGCAUCAAUAUAUCGGUGUGGGAUGAUGUGGGAAGUCUGAUUCAGGCUGGAGAUAUCAUCCGAUUAACCAGAGGGUAUGCCUCAAUUUGGAAAGGAUGUCUGACGCUCUACACGGGGAGAGGCGGAGACCUUCAGAAAGUCGGAGAGUUUUGUAUGCAGUAUUCGGAAGUGCCGAAUUUCAGUGACCCCAACCCUGAGUACAUGUCCCAGGCAUCUUCGCAAAACAAGCCUACCCUGACUGAACAAGGUAGCUCUUCUACGGCUGGCCUGGUGACGUCUUUGCCCUCUGUGACGACAGGUAACGAUAGCCUGAAUGCUGCCGGGUCGGUUGGAGUUCCCCUCGGUGCAGUGAAUCACGUACUGCCCGGAGGAGGAAGAGGGAACGGGCGUGGGCCAGGAGGUAACCAAGCUGUGAACGUGUCAGGACCUGCAUUAACACACUCCUCCACCAGCAGCACCCCCAGCCUGAGCAACGGGAGGGAUCAGAGACGUGUGCCAAAGCGAUGAGCGUUCUUCUCUUCCCCAUCUCCCGGCACGUUCCAACUUUGUGAAGCUCCCUCCCAAAACUCCGUGGGGAAAUGCUAUCUAAGUGGGAUUGGUUCUUUAAUCCUCAUGCUCGUUCGCUCAUUCUCUCUCAUUCUUUUUCUUUCUCUCUCUCUCUCUCUCUC
Molecule: messenger RNA, 1074 nt
Organism: Chiloscyllium plagiosum (whitespotted bambooshark)
Lineage: Eukaryota; Metazoa; Chordata; Chondrichthyes; Orectolobiformes; Hemiscylliidae
Gene: nabp2
Product: nucleic acid binding protein 2
Biological process (GO): double-strand break repair via homologous recombination; response to ionizing radiation; mitotic G2/M transition checkpoint
Cellular component (GO): SOSS complex
Molecular function (GO): DNA binding
Source: RefSeq, a predicted model, not a curated record